Messenger RNA from Erythranthe guttata (spotted monkey flower), 1024 nucleotides. The record is from RefSeq and is a predicted model, not a curated record. Lineage: Eukaryota; Viridiplantae; Streptophyta; Magnoliopsida; Lamiales; Phrymaceae.
GAGGAAAAGCCCAUCUUUCUUCUUUUACCGCUACUUUUUUUCUUUUAAUAUUUUCCCACCCAUUUUUCGCGGCUAAUUUUCUGUCUCACACAUUAGUGUGUGUAUGUGCGUGUGAGAGACUGAGGAGGUCAUGAAUUCGAGAGAGAUAACUCUGUUCACCGCCGCAACACUGUUCGGCGCGGUGGCUUCCGCCAUCUCCGUCGGCCUGUUCUUCAACACCAGAAGCUCCAAAUCCCGCCGCUCAUCAAACGGCGUCGUCGGAAAGAAAUUAUCUCCUCGUCAGAGCCCCUUUGAUCCCGCAAAACGGAAAGGAUAUCUAUCUUGGGAUGACUACUUCAUGGCAAUUGCAUUUCUAUCAGCAGAAAGGUCAAAAGAUCCAAAUAGACAGGUUGGUGCUUGCUUAGUGAGUGAAAAGGGUAUAAUACUUGGUAUUGGCUACAACGGGUUCCCACGUGGAUGCUCAGAUGACAAGCUUCCAUGGUCUAAGAAAUCCAAGAAUGAGAAUCCCCUCGAAACAAAGUACCCUUACGUAUGCCAUGCCGAAGUCAAUGCUAUCUUGAACACGAAUCAUGCAUCUGCUGCAGGCCAAAGGCUUUAUGUCACGAUGUUUCCUUGCAACGAGUGUGCGAAGAUAAUUAUUCAGUCAGGUGUUUCGGAGGUUAUCUACUAUGUGGAAAAGCGAUUGGAUAAUUCAGACACCACCUACGCUGCUUCUAACAAACUUCUAUCGAUGGCGGGUGUGAAGGUAAGGAGACUUCAGCCGCAGAUGGAUCAGAUUUUGAUCAAAUUCGACGAGUUUUAAAAAGCUUGUAAAGAUAGCUGCAUGUCUGAAGACCUUCAUGAACAGAAGCAGUUCCCCAGAUUGGAAACAUGUUUUGUUUGCUUGGUGGGAGUCAUGUCGGAACUUCAAACUGUAUGAUGAUUAUUGAGAGUAGUGUACUAAUUAAUUCAUCAUUUUAAAUUUAUUUUGAUGUAUUUGUUGUGGAUAUCUUAUGCUACUUGUAUAUAGUUAAUUAAUUCCAUU